Linum tenue is the source of this 1044-nucleotide messenger RNA. NCBI's taxonomy places the organism in Eukaryota, Viridiplantae, Streptophyta, Magnoliopsida, Malpighiales, Linaceae. The record is from the annotation of a GenBank genome assembly.
AUGUUCUUGGUCUCGAAGGCGGCGUUCGACGGCGGCCUGAACCCUUCCGUUUUGGUCUUCUACCGGCAAGUAUUGGCCACCGUCAUCCUUGCUCCUCUCGCCUUCUUCCUCGAAUGGAAGCAUUCGCCGUCGCUCUCGCUGGUCAUCUUCUGCAAGAUUUUCAUGCUUGCUCUCAUUGGGAUAACGGUGACGAUGAACAUCCAUGGCUAUGGCUUGCUUUAUACCUCUGCCUCCUUGGCGGCGGCCACCACUAAUUGCCUUCCCGUCGUUACUUUCUUCAUGGCCGUUAUCUUUAGGGUGGAAACCUUGAAGGUCGGGAGUACACCUGGAAAGGCGAAACUAGUAGGGUUGAUGACAUGCAUGGGUGGAGUAGCAUCUCUAGCAUUCUACCAAGGCCCCCAUUUCAAGCUCUUCUGCCUCUUCAAGCAUUCCUAUGGGCAAAGCCAAUACCUUGAAUCUCACAAUACGUGGAUCAAAGGUUGUUUCUUGAUGCUCACAUGUAGCUUCACUUGGGGCUAUUGGCUUGUCUUUCAGGCAAGACUUCAGAAAAGUUACCCACCGAAGCUUCUUUUCACGGCUCUUCAGUGCGCUAUGAGCUCUUUCCAGUCAUUCUUUGUUGCAAUCACAAUAGAAAGAGAUUUUAAUGAGUGGAAACUUGGCUGGGAUAUGAAACUCGUCGCUGUGAUAUAUUGUGGUGUUGUGGUGACUGGGGUCACCUAUUACUUGCAAGCAUGGGUCUUGGAGAAGAAAGGACCAGUCUUUCUAGCCAUGUCUACUCCUUUGGCUUUCAUCUUUACAAUGGUGUGCUCUGCACUAUUGUGCGACUUCAUCGACCUUGGAAGUAUCUUGGGUGGAGUGCUAUUGGUUGGUGGGCUAUAUAGUGUUUUAUGGGCAAAAGUCAAAGAAGAGAAGCAUAUUAAAGUCGAUCAGGAUCAUGCGAAGAAUACUAUACCACAAGUGGAAGUACAAGUCUGCUCAAUAGAGGUUAAAAAAGUUGUUACAAGUGGCACCUGUGCUACAACUACCAAUUUCGUCGCCGCAUAA